GAAGGCUUCUCCUCAAGGAGCGGUAACAGGUCUCCUGAACAGGAGUUGGGGAGAGUCAGCUGUGAUUUCCCCUCAAAGAUCAUCUGAGAAAGAAACCUGGAGGAAGAAGUGAGAGAAGAAAUGGCUGGUUCUCAGGGACUGCUGACCUUCGGGGAUGUGGCCAUAGAAUUCUGUGAGGAGGAGUGGGGAUGCCUGACCCGCAGCCAGCGGGAACUGUACAGGGAUGUGAUGUUAGAGAACUAUGGACACCUCCUCUUCUUGGGUCUUAUUGUGUCAAAGCCAGGCCUGGUCAUCUUUCUGGAACAAAAGAAGGACGUCUGGGAUGUGAGGAGAAAGGAGACAGCAGCCUCAUGUCCAGAUUAUACGGAGUUUCUGUGACUUUGGCAUAAAUUUUCACUUUCACAUUUC
Suricata suricatta (meerkat) is the source of this 408-nucleotide messenger RNA. Its product is annotated as putative protein ZNF720. The record is from RefSeq and is a predicted model, not a curated record. NCBI's taxonomy places the organism in Eukaryota, Metazoa, Chordata, Mammalia, Carnivora, Herpestidae. Gene Ontology annotation, biological process: regulation of DNA-templated transcription. The coding region runs from base 121 to 378 and encodes 85 amino acids. The transcript is spliced from 5 exons.